This is a messenger RNA of Kwoniella shivajii, 669 nucleotides long. RefSeq lists its product as uncharacterized. The transcript is spliced from 3 exons. Gene Ontology annotation, biological process: mitophagy. Lineage: Eukaryota; Fungi; Basidiomycota; Tremellomycetes; Tremellales; Cryptococcaceae. The record is from RefSeq and is a predicted model, not a curated record. Bases 1 to 669 code for a protein of 222 amino acids. Gene Ontology annotation, molecular function: mitochondrion autophagosome adaptor activity.
AUGACAUCUCUCAACCCAUCCCAUAAUCCAUUCAGCUCUUCUGCUCAAGCGAUACAUCACACCACAACAGAAGAUGAUGAAAAGCCAUCAUCUUCAUCAUCAUCAUUUCCAGAUAGUCUACCUACUGUGAGAGAACAACAUCAUCAUCAUGCUGAUCAUCCCAAAGCAACGAAGGAAGGUAGGAAAAGGGUAAAACAGGCUUUACCUAUUAUACCUGACUUGAGAUUCGAGCAGUCAUAUCUCCUCUCCAUCAGACCUUUUUUGACUCCAAGACCAACCGCUGAAGGAAAAGCCGAAAAAGGUCCUAUCGAAAAAGGCAAACCCAGUGGAACCCUAGUCACUUCCUCAGAAGAGGACAGAGUGUUUCACUGGGGUAGGGAAGUCGAUGUUGAAUGGAAAAAAGUUGUUUGGGUAACUUUACGUGAUCAAAUAGUAUCCCCACUCGUUCAAGGUGCUUUGUGGGGAUGGGCAACCAUAUUCUUAGCUUCUACAGGGGCGGUUCUCAGAGCGAAUCUUUAUCCUGAAAGUCAUAUUAGAAGAGGUAGGAUAACGGGUGGUCCAGGUGGAGGAAUCAAUCAAGCUGGAGGUGGAAAAGCUGUUGGUCAAAGUGGUUGGUGGAAGAAUUGGGUUGGAAGUUUAUUCGGCGGCGUACAAACUGCCACUGUAUGA